Messenger RNA from Gadus macrocephalus (Pacific cod), 4560 nucleotides. RefSeq names its product acyl-CoA synthetase long chain family member 3b (gene acsl3b). Gene Ontology annotation, biological process: neuron differentiation; long-chain fatty acid metabolic process; long-chain fatty-acyl-CoA metabolic process. Gene Ontology annotation, molecular function: long-chain fatty acid-CoA ligase activity. Bases 460 to 2595 code for a protein of 711 amino acids. Gene Ontology annotation, cellular component: lipid droplet; endoplasmic reticulum; plasma membrane. Lineage: Eukaryota; Metazoa; Chordata; Actinopteri; Gadiformes; Gadidae. The transcript is spliced from 15 exons. The record is from RefSeq and is a predicted model, not a curated record.
CUGACGGCCUGACGUCAUUUCCGGGUGACUCCACGGGCCCGGCGAUGAUGCUUCUGCUGGCACACUGAUUUACUAUUCGGAUAUUUUCAUAUUUUUUACAGCCCAACACAUGCAGGGUUUAGCCACGAAGAAGCUAGCGUGAAUAAUUAAUCAAUAAGUGUUCUCAGGUCUUGAUUCGGCCUCCUAAAACCGUCCCGUUCAUUGAGCGACCCCGCAACCAGACGAAAAGGUCUGCUACUCUACCCCACCCAAAAGACCACCGUCUCACCCCCUGCCCGGGCCCUCAACAUUCAACCGGCCGCCCCCCAACUUGCUGUUCACCCUCGCCUAGAAGCAGGAGAGGAGUCCCCUGUGCCCCCCCUCCCCUCCCCCCCCACCCCCACCCCUCUCUGACCGUCUCCACCCUCCUGCCCUCCCUCACGACAUCGGUACCUGGGCGUUGCGAGGGGAUCCCUGGCUAUGAAGCUGAAGGAGGACAUGAACCCCCUGCUGCUGCAGGUGUUCCGAUCGGUGGUGUGGGUGUACUCCGUCAUCACCUUCCUGCCCUGGUACUUCCUGUCGGGCACGAGCACCAGCCUGGAGCGGGCGCGCCGGCAGAAGGCCCGCUCCAUCACGGGCCACACGGCGGGGCCCUACAGGGCCAUCAACAGCCAGCAGGGGCUGGCGGCCGCGCUGUACCCCGGGCUGGACACCCUGGACAAGGUGUUUGAGCGCGCGGCCACGCGCUUCCCGGCCCGGCACUGCCUGGGCACGCGGCAGCUGCUGAGCGAGGAGGACGAGCUGCAGCCCAACGGGAAGGUGUUCAAGAAGGUGAUCCUGGGAGACUACAACUGGCUGUCCUACCAGGAGGUCUACCAGGCAGCCAAGAGCUUUGGCUGUGGCCUGGCGGCGCUAGGCCAGAAGCCCCAGUGCAACAUCGCCAUCUUCUGCGAGACCAGAGAGGAGUGGAUGGUGGCGGCGCAGGCCUGCUUCAUGUACAACUUCCCACUCGUCACUCUGUACUCCACCCUGGGACCCAACGCCAUCGCCCACGGGCUGAACGAGACGGAGGUCACCCACAUCAUCACCAGCAGAGAGCUGCUGCAGAGCCGCCUCAAGGCCAUCCUGUACGAGGUGCCCAGGCUGCAGCACAUCAUCUUGGUGGACCGGAAGCCGGCCAGCUGGCCCGACAUGCCCAGGGGCAUCGUGGUGCUCAGCAUGGACGCAGUGCAGGAGAUGGGGUCCAAGCCCAGCAACAUGGCCGCGACACGCAGGCAGCCAGCGCCGUCGGACAUCGCUGUCGUCAUGUACACCAGCGGCUCCACAGGCAUCCCUAAGGGCGUGAUGAUCUCCCAUAGCAACAUCAUCGCCAGCAUCACCGGCAUGGCCGAGCGCAUCCCCAACCUCGAUGAGACGGACGCCUACAUCGGCUACCUGCCCCUGGCCCACGUCCUGGAACUCAGCGCAGAGCUGGUGUGCAUCUCCCACGGCUGUAGCAUCGGGUACUCCUCCCCACAGACCCUCGCUGACCAGUCUACCAAGAUCAAGAAGGGCAGCAAGGGUGACACCAGUGUGUUGAAGCCAACUCUCAUGGCUGCUGUACCGGAGAUCAUGGACCGCAUCUACAAGAAUGUGAUGACCAAAGUAGAGGAGAUGAGCAGCUUCCAGCGGUCCCUGUUCGUCCUGGCCUACAACUACAAGAUGGAGCAGAUCUCCAAAGGCUACAGCACACCUCUCUGUGACAGGUUUGUGUUUAAGCGGGUGCGCGCCCUGCUGGGGGGGCAGACGCGGGUGCUGCUGUCGGGCGGAGCCCCGCUCUCUGCUGCGACGCAGCGCUUCAUGAACAUCUGCCUGUGCUGCCCGGUGGGCCAGGGCUACGGCCUGACGGAGACCUGCGGGGCUGGCACCAUCAGCGAGGCUUGGGACUACAGCACGGGGCGGGUCGGUGCACCUCUGGUGUGCUCAGAGUUCUCCCUGAAAGACUGGGAAGAGGGAGGGUACUACAGCUCAGACAAGCCCAACCCGCGUGGGGAGAUCCUGAUCGGGGGGCCCAACGUCACCAUGGGCUACUACAAGAACGAGGCCCGGAACCGCCUGGACUUCUUCGUGGACGACAGCGGCCAGCGCUGGUUCUGCACGGGCGACAUCGGGGAGUUCCACUCCGACGGCUGCCUCAAGAUCAUCGACCGUAAGAAGGACCUGGUGAAGCUGCAGGCAGGAGAGUACGUGUCCCUGGGCAAGGUGGAGGCGGUUCUGAAGAACUGCUCCCUCAUCGACAACAUUUGUGCCUACGCCAACAGUGAGGAGUCGUACGUCAUCAGCUUCGUGGUGCCCAACCCCAAGCAGCUGAUGGCCCUCGCCAAGCAGCGCCAGGUGCAUGGCAGCUGGGAGGAGAUCUGCAACAACCCCGAGAUGGAGAGAGAGGUCCUCCGCAUCAUCACCGAGGCCGCCGUCUCAGACAAGCUGGAGCGCUUUGAGAUCCCCAAGAAGAUCCGGCUGAGCGCCGAGGCGUGGACGCCGGAGACGGGCCUGGUCACCGACGCCUUCAAGCUGAAGCGCAAGGAGCUGAAGUCACACUAUCAGGAGGACAUCGAGAGGAUGUACGGCGGCAAAUAACACACACGCGCGUAUUUAUACACAGAAACACACACAGACACACACAGACACAGAUACACACACAGGCCACUUCCCCGGACUACAUGGCCGCCUAGUUCACAGAACAGCUCGUACACUCCUAACACACACACACACACACACACACACACACACACACACACACACACACACACACACACACACACACACACACACACACACACACACACACACACACACACACACACACACACACACACACACACACGUCCUCUCUUUGGCUUCCCUGCCAACAGCUUGGAUCAAAACGGGGAGGAAGACAUGAAUCCUGCGGAGAGAUAUUCGUUCCAGACUUAAAGCGGUAGCAGGGCAUCUGACGACGCUUAGCCCCCCACCAGCCAACCAUACACAAACACACACACACACACAUAGUCACAUGCAGGGUGCCCGCGCAGCUUCCCUUGGCCCAUGUAGCUUAUAUGGUUGCCAUGACAACCAAGGCAACGCAUAGAUACACGCGAGCAGGGAAUGUAUGGUUGGAUUUGGACUUCUGCACAACCCCAGAGGAAAGAAAAAGGUUUGUGUGUGUGUGUGUGUGUGGGUGUGGGUGUGGGUGUGUGUGUGGGUGGGGCGGGCACUAUGGAGGGAGGUUGUGUUUAGGAAACUCUCUUGGCUUUAAUUCACAAUUCAGGUUGAAUUCAUGCAGGGAUGUCUUACUCUGUUGGCUGAUUAUGGGAGCGGUUUUCUUCAUUGUUGUCAUUUGUUGCUUUUAUAUUUUUUUUGGGUGAUAAGAGGUAUGUGUGUUGUUGUUUUUUUACUGGUCUGUUAUUCUGGAAAGCCCUUUUUGAUAAUUAAUUUCCCUGUUGAGGAACCAGCGUUGCAAAGCCAUGAGAGAUUGAUCACAAGCCUGUCCUUUAAUGUGUGUUUUUUAAACCGUUCGGCCCCCUCCCUAGUGUGCUCCUUGUUUACUCCUGUUGCAUUGACUGGUAUUCUUUCUUUUGUAAAACCGUUCUUUGUGAUAGCCUUGCUCCAUUAGUACCUACUUGCGUCCCAACAUCUUUUUUUACAACUGUGUGUUUACCUGCUCAAGUCACUUGAAGGAGUCAUGGAGCAAGUCGUCUGCCCUCUUUUAUAUAGUCUUUAUAUAACCUACUAAUAAUAAGCUCAUUCUAACACUGAGUGGCCGUGGCGCCCCGACCUCUCCUCCACGGCCCCUGGACUUCCUGUCUCAGCAGCGCCCCACGCCAUGGAUCACAUGACUAGGCCCAUUUACUUUUGAAUCCCUUGCAAAGGAAGGACUCUGGUUCAUUUCGGUCCUGUGUUGGUUUAUUACUGCCAACUCCUUACGAAUCCGACUUUAACGUAUCGCUAAGGUCGCCAUAGGAACCACGGCAGGCCCAGAUAUGUUUUGACACAUGAGUGAGCCUCUAAUUCUCCUUCUUCAUUCGCUGUGCAUUCAAGUGUUCCAGGGUUGCUCUUCUGACUGCUUCUCGUCGCACAAGGUUUAUGUAAUAUCUUGUUUUGACCAUAGGUCUAGUUACUGUCGCCUAUAUUACUGUUACCUAUAGUUCUAAAAAAACAAACAAUUUGAAUGUGCAAUAUUUAGCCAAAAUUUGUAAUCGGAAAAAGAAGAAAAAUGCCACAGCCACUCCAUAAUGUAUGGAUGUCAUGGCUUUAUUGUUUACAUUUCAGAGGUCUGUACGAUGGCAGGAAAACAAUGUGAUGUGGAUGGUAGAUGAGACACACUAGCUAGAUAUAGCCAAUCUGUACGGGCGUUUUACAAAGUGCUGUUGGAGCCAAUGUGUCGUGUCAAGUAAAACAUAAAAGUACUAUUGCCACUGUAAAGAAUGAAAUUGCAUCUUAAAAGUAAACAAAGGGGUGCAGAUUUACCAAUGCAUUUGAAUAUGGAUUAUAUUUAUGUAAAUAUGAGACUGAAUUCCCUCCGAAUUAGAUCAUAGUGCGUGAGAAUAAAAAUAUGUAUCUGUG